UGCGCGCUGAGUGUCAUCUUCGUACAAUCGGAGACAUUGCUCGUGACAUUGCUAUAAACGUCUCCGCCGGGGCUAUCCCUUACUUUGGAGUCUUGCCAAUGGACCGGCACAAGCCCGAUCCAGUUUACGACGAAGAGUCUGCAUAGAGACGAAGAACAUGGCGGCGACAAUUCAAGCAACGGAGGCAUCACCACUCCUCCAGCUCCCACCAGAGCUGCGCAAUCAAAUCUUUGAACAUGUGCUCUGCAACAAGAAAAUCCAUGUGGCCAUGCGACCCACUCAGGCCGAGGAGUCUGGAGGAUUUCCUUAUGGCUCAGAACCCAUCUGGUUCAAUGAGCGCUACAAGCCCAUGUACUGCGUCUGCUUGAAUGGAGACGAAUGGGUUGAAGCCUACGAGCUGAGUAAAGCGGACGAUCCAGCAGCGCAAAGCUCCAAUUUGCAAGCAAAAACGAACGACCACAAAGCUUGCGAGCGAGUCCUGAACGACUUACGAUGGCAAGAUUUCAUGCGCAUGCCCUCCGCACAGCAUUGCGAGUGUGUGACGAGACCUUGUCCCCAUUUUUUCGAGCAUCGACGAAAUAUGAUUGCGAAAUAUGGAUCGCCUCCGGAAGGAUUGAAGGUCGCUCAUGCGAAUACCAAACUGGACCUGUCGCUGCUCAGUACAUGCAAGAAGAUAUACAAUGAGACGGCUCUCCUACCAUACAGUGGUAAUACAUUCAGUUUCCACGUGCCAGUCGAGCUCAAUGCUUUCCUGGAUCAGGUCCUGACCCGAUCGCAACGUGAUGCAAUACAAACUUUGUAUGUAUAUCUGGGCGCGCUGAGCCGGCCUACGCUGCCAAACACUGUUCCACGAGAUCUGAAGAGACUGCAAUGUCACGUCCCGAGUCUCACGCCAGCUGUCAUGACAGAAGACAUGCAUGAAACGCUGGGCCCCUGGAGUCGGAAAUUCGAGCAAGUCCAGGUGAUCCUAGGGGAAAUGGGAAGCAAACCAGCUGGGGAGCAACAAGUCAAGGGACGAAGAGAAUUCUCCAGGACUUUAGAGGAUCUGUUGACUAAAUCUUCAAGCUUCUCGGCGGGGACGUGAGGUUAUUUGGCUCUUCGCGCGCAGUCUUCCGCUCCCAGGUCACUCCAGAGCGCCAUUAAUUGCACGCUCCAGCAAAUACGUAGGUCCUUGACUUCUCGGAUGUAGGGUUACGACCGACCUUACUGCUUGCACCACGGACUUUCCUGGUCGUCCGUGCUCCGUGUUGCACAAGCACGCUGACCGAUGAUGACGCGGACGCGGGCGCAGACGCAGAAAGUAGCCCACGCAAGUGGCAACAACUUCUCUUCCACACACCGCCUGUCGCCGCCUUGCCUCCGGUCUCGAUCGCCACAAAGGAACAAUGUCUGGAAUACGAGCUUACAACACGGUGAGCCUUCUGCGGUCAUGGCAACGCUGGUAAUGUUGCGUGCGUAGGCUUGUCGCCUCAGUGGGCAGUCUGGUGGUGUUGAGAUUGCCAGAGCAACGAAAGAGCGAGGCGGAGGCCGCGCACUGCUUCGCGGGCCUCUACUGCAGCAAGGCCUAAGACGGAGUGGUUCCGAUCGCGCCGGCUCUACCUCUUGUGACUCGGAAGCGCGAGCUGAAGAGGGCCUUACACGUUCGAAUGAUGGUUCUCGCUGGUCGUGCCUGGUAUAGGUCGUCCGUCGAGAACGCUGGUAAAGCAAGAGAGUGGCCAGAGGA
Cercospora beticola is the source of this 1723-nucleotide messenger RNA. RefSeq lists its product as uncharacterized. The record is from RefSeq and is a predicted model, not a curated record. NCBI's taxonomy places the organism in Eukaryota, Fungi, Ascomycota, Dothideomycetes, Mycosphaerellales, Mycosphaerellaceae.